CGAAUUCCGCAAUAGCUAUUCCGGUUGUUUUUCCGUAUACGUUCCCGAUAUUAUUUUUAUCAUCUACUUCCGGGACGUCUCUCAUCAUCAACAUAUCAUAGCAGCCACAAUCAACAAGACGCAAUUCACAAAAUUAACUUACUAUUUACGAUCAUCGAUAAUAUAUAAAGGAUGGGUAAAAGAUACUGUUGCGUUCCGGGAUGUAGCAACACCUCUGACAGUGUAGAUUUAAAUGGCAACAAAAUUAUUUUGCAUCGUUUCCCAAUGUCAGAAAAGAAAGCACACAUCAAAAGACUAUGGAUUCAAAGAUUGAACAAUGUAAGAGCAAAUUUGGUGGUGAAAGACCAUACUAGAGUGUGCAGUGCUCAUUUUGAAGGGACAUUCACAGAUGAAUCCAUACCAACCAUAUUCCCUAGCAAGCCAAAAAAACAGGAAACUCCCCGCCGACCAUUGAUUAGGAAAUUAGGCAAUAAUAAUGAGUUGAAUGAUGCUGAAGAAAAUGAAAACCCAGUUGGACUUGAACCAUACAGCAAAUUCAGAUCAGUGUCAACACAAACUGAUGGUGUAGUUUUAAACCAUGCUGAGACUAACACAGAAAACAUAUCUACUGAGACAGUAGAGGUUCAAACAGAGAGUUCCUUCUCUUCUGUUUCAGUAGAGCAUGUAGAGGUGCAGGCAGACCUACCGAGAAUAUCUAUUAAAAACAUUCAAAAUGAUGAUGCAAAAGUUCGGUUUUAUACUGGGUUUGUCGGCUUUAAAGUCUUUUGGAUGUUUUUUAGCACACUUGUCAAGCAUGGUGCUGAUAAUUUAAAUUAUUGGGAAGGAGAGGCACGAUCAAUGGGACAAAAAACUUACCAUGAACCAGGUGUUUGCAAACCAGGAAAGAAAAGAUUUUUAAGGCCAAUCGAUGAAUUUUUAAUGACUUGCAUGAGAUUAAGAUUAGCACUUAGACAUGAACAUCUUGCAGACAUUUUCCGUGUGUCUGAAUCUACUGUAUCUAGAAUAAUGAACACCUGGAUAAAUUUUUUAUAUGAUCAUUGCUUGACACUGAUUGCUUGGCCAACACGUGAACAAAUUAUGUGCAAUUUGCCAAAACUUUUUACAGGACAUCCUGAUACGAGAAUUGUUGUUGACUGCACAGAAUUUUAUAUUGACAAACCAACUUCAUUGAAAGCACAGUGGUUAACUUGGUCUGAGUAUAAACAUUCAAACACUUUAAAAGUAUUGAUUGGUGUUGCACCAAGUGGAAUGGUGACAUUUGUGUCUAGACUAUGGGGUGGAAAUGUGUCAGAUCGACAUAUUUCUCAACAUGACGGAUUUUUACCGAAGUUAUCACCUGGAGAUGUUGUCAUGGCAGACAAAGGUUUCACAAUAGAGGAUUUGUUACCAGCUGAUAUUGGUUUAAAUGUGCCACCUAGAGUAUCAACAAAGUGUCAAAUGUCCUCCAAAGACUUUUUUAAAACUACAAAUAUUGCAUCCGCAAGGAUAGUUGUUGAAAUGAAAAUGGAACAAAUUAAGAACUUUAACAUUUUGAAUUCUGGCAUUCCAUUAACUGAAGCCCAUUUAUCAGAACAAAUUGUACUAAUAUGCACUGCUUUGACCAAUUUGUUACCUCCACUUCUGAAGUGAAAAUAUUGAAAGGGAUAUAGUAAAGCCCAUUUGUUGAUACAUUGUAAUUUUCUGUAUAGCUCAUGAGAAUUUUUUUUUCUUUCAAUUUAAUGCAUGCAUGUGAUGAUGUAUAGAAUUAUCAACAAUUCAAAUUAUCAUGCUUAAAGAUUUUCACUGUUUUGAUAAGAGAAAAUUAUUUAGUCUAUAAUUUUAUUCUGUUUCUUAAAAAUGAUUGACAUGAUUGACAACAUGAAAGUUUUACAAGGUGGUGUUUUUUUUUUGUACAGAAAAUGAGCUUUACUAUUAAAUUGCUGUUUUCAUUUAUAUUUGAGAUGAAACUUUGUUAUAUCCAUGUAUAUCAUGUAAAAUGAUGUAUAUUUGCUAUUUAUUCAUGUUAAAAGUUCAACAUAUCAAGUUUUGCUUCGUUUUUUUACUGGUUUUGCUUCAUUAUUGAAGGCUGUACAAUGACCUAGCCUAUAGUUAUAAACUUCUAAGUCAUUUGAAGUCUGGUGAAGAUAUAAAUAUACACCAUUUAAUUAUUCCAUAAACCAAAUAUAGUUCACAUAUUCUUUAUUGUCAGUAUAUGAAAAUGAGGUCACAAGUCAGAUGACACCUGCCAAUUGGAUAUGCAUAUAUACCAUACACCAAAUAUAGUUGACCUAUUGCUUUCAAUAUCUGAGAUAUAGACUUAAUAUAAAAAAGAAGAUGUGGUAUAAUUGCCAAUGAGACAACUCUCCAACCAUUGUUUAUAACCUUCAAAACUUAACCUUGUUCAUCACUGAUCCAUGAAAUGUAGUUGAGGGCAAAUGAAAACUGUCUGAAAGACAUGUCAUGAGGCUUGCAAGGUAAAAAUGUAUAAACUUACAAAAUUCAGUGAACUUAUUACUCAAAAUAAGAGAAUGUCAAAUUAAAAAAUUCUUAGCUUUUUUCCAAACAAUCACCUAACCAUGAAAAUGAGGUCAACAUGCAUAUACAUGUAUGGUCAAGGACGUUUGACAUAUGACAGAUGUAAAUUUUGUAACAUAAGGUAUCUUAUACAAAGUAUUUUAAAUCAUCUACCUU
Molecule: messenger RNA, 2670 nt
Organism: Mytilus californianus (California mussel)
Lineage: Eukaryota; Metazoa; Mollusca; Bivalvia; Mytilida; Mytilidae
Exons: 2
Coding region: 172-1629 (485 amino acids)
Source: RefSeq, a predicted model, not a curated record